AUGCCGCGUGCAUUAACUCUAAACGCAGGCGAAGGCGGUCGUCCAGGCAAGGUCUACUACCCGCUACAGGUGAAGCAGGUCCCGAAACCAAAGCCAGGCCCUCACCAAGUCCUCGUCCGGAUAAAGGCAGCAGCGCUCAAUCACCGCGAUUUAUGGGCUCGCCGGCAUUUGUAUCCCGGGCUGUCGCUGGAGAACCCGCUGCUGGCCGACGGCGCCGGUAUUGUCAUCGAGGCGGGAUCCGAGGUCAAACGCACCGAGCUCCUCCACCAAGCAGUCAUCCUGACCCCGAUGCGAGGCUGGGAGAGCGAUCCCGUCGCGCCCGAGGAUCCGCAUCGAUUCGCCGUCAUUGGCGCUACUCUUCUCUGCGAAGACGGCACCGGGCAGGACUACCUCGCCGUGCACGAAGACGAGGUAGAGCUCGCGCCCCGCCAUCUGAGCCCGGCAGAGUGCGCAGCGCUCCCCUUGUGCGGCCUGACCGGCUGGCGGGCGCUCGUCUCCAAGGCGGGCGUCGCCGGCCCCGGCAAGAACGUGCUGGUCACGGGCAUCGGCGGCGGCGUGGCGCUGCAGGUCUUGCAGUUCGCCGUGGCCUUUGGGAGCAACGUGUACGUGACCUCAGGCGACCGGGCGAAGAUUGCCAAGGCCGUCGCCAUGGGCGCCCGCGGCGGCGUCAGCUACAGGGAGCCUGGCUGGGCCGCCGCGCUGCUGGAGAUGCUUCCCGACGAGCACCCGUACGUGGAUGCAGUCGUCGACGGCGCCGGCGGACGCUUGAUUGCCGAGGUGGCGCCCAUUAUGCGCCCCGGCGGUGUCAUUGCGCAGUACGGCAUGACCGUCGGCAACAAGAUGGACUGGCAGAUGCGCGCCGUCUUGGCCAACCUCGAGCUCAAGGGCUCGACCAUGGGCUCGAGGCGAGAGUUUCGCGACAUGGUUGCAUUCGUAGACAAACACAAGAUCAAGCCGGUUGUAAGCCGGGCCGUGAGAGGACUGAGCGAUCUUGAGGCUAUUGAGACUCUCUUUGUCGAGAUGCAGGCCGGGAGACAAUUCGGCAAAUUGGUCAUUGAAAUUGACGAUGAGCCCCAGUCCCAAUUGUAA
Messenger RNA from Cordyceps militaris CM01, 1089 nucleotides. Its product is annotated as Alcohol dehydrogenase superfamily, zinc-containing. The coding region runs from base 1 to 1089 and encodes 362 amino acids. Gene Ontology annotation, molecular function: oxidoreductase activity. The record is from RefSeq and is a predicted model, not a curated record. NCBI's taxonomy places the organism in Eukaryota, Fungi, Ascomycota, Sordariomycetes, Hypocreales, Cordycipitaceae. The transcript has 2 exons.